AUGCGUCUUGCCAGCUCGCUUGGGCUUUUUACAAGCCUCGUCGCUGCAGUCCCUGGGCUUGAUGUCGGGGCCGGCGUUGAAGGGUUACUUACGGUUGAUCUCAACCUGUUUCCGGACUCCGUUCUGGCCGCCCGAUGUGAUGAGUGUUGCCCAACGACAAUAAGAACAGUCAUAUCGAAAAUUUAUACCACGAUUUACAGCGAAAAAACGCACGACGUUUCUACCGAGGUGCAAUACACAACCAAAUACGUUACUACAACAGCCCUCUCGACUUACACAAGGUCUUAUCCUGUGACCGUAACUAAAGUCAUUGAUUGUGACCCUCCCUACACAAACGGUUAUGAAUCUACUGAGGGCACAAACACUGAACAGAUUCCAAAACUCAAGGGACGGACGCACGGCUGUAGGACAACAACAGUAACUUCCUGGGCUACGACCACGGCUACAAAGACAGUUACUGGUAUUGAGUCCGUUGUUACCACGAUAACGGUUCCGCAGGAGACGACCAUUCACGACACACAUACUGUAGUCGACUCGACUACAAUAUGGGUGCCCACAACUUACACGGAGACUAAAACGGUCGUUAGCGAGCACCCAGUCACUCUGACUGUCGACAACACCAAGUACACUACGAAAUCCACCACCAUAGUUACAACAUUUGUGUCGACAGUGAUAACAAGCUUCCCUGUUGUGACCACGCUCACACUACCAGGUCAAACUAUAACGGCCCCCGGCCAGACUAUAACGGCCCCCGGCCAGACAAUAACAGCUCCUGGCGAGACCGUAACAGCUCCCGGCCGCGAUGUAACUCAAACCCUCGCAGGACCAACAGUCACGGCUCCCGGCCAGACAAGCACAAUCACUCUUCCCGGCGUAACCAAAACCUUGCCAGCAAGCACGAUUGUGACAACGCAGAUAAGGACGUUACCCCCGUCAACAGUCCACAUCACCGACGACCAAGAAACAAAGACCAUCACUCGGCCAGGAUACACAGUGAUAGAGACCAGCACACUUACCCUCCCUCCCACAACAAUCAAAAAGCCAGCUACUACUGUCACCGUGACUCCCAUGUUUGACGUCAGCCUUUGCCCGACCCCCACAGGAGUUUCAACACCGUUGGACGCCAAGUCAAACCGUACAUUUGGUUGCGAACCUGGCUAUGUAUGCAACCCUCCUAAGCCAAAUGGAUGCAAUCUGUGGCCGAAACCUCCAUCCGACGAUUUCCUUUGCGAUCCAAAUGACUGUAUCCCCUCGCCGCCUUUUGCAAAGGUCGAAUGGCAAGAAUGCGAAACCGGCUAUUACCCACCCUCGUAUGGCUACUUCAACCUCGACCCCGAAGGAUUCGGUCUUUCGUACGACAUCUUCGAAUAUAAAGUCAUCAACGAGACCAUAAAUGGACACCCUUCCAUGAUCACAACAGGGAACUGGGGUUCGCAAUCAUCGCUGACUGCCUGGCCUAAACCCUCCCCGCCGGCCUCGCACGGCCAAAUGCGCAAGCGUAUCAACGACCACAAAGCCUGUCACAAGUCCAAGAGAGACAUUGUUGUUCCCUCCAUAUGUUAUAACCCUUGCAAUCAAGCCUACCUCAUUGCUCAAGGUACUGGAAAAACAGACGGGCUGUGUGAUCGAGAUUCAAAAUUCAGGGCUGCCGAGGUCUCCUGCAGCAAUUGUAUCAAGGCCAAUGCUAAUAGCAACUCUACCUCUACUGGAGAGGCACAAAAGGAGCCAUUUGAGCAGUUUAUUAAUUUCUGUGGUGGUACCAAGGCUGAGAAACCUCCAACUGCUUCACCCACAACUCCCGAGCAGCUUGUUACCCAGCAGCCUACUAUUGGAACCAGCACGCAAGUCGAUGUAAGCCACCCGGCAUUCACGCCAAUUCUCUCUAGUGAGAAUAUCGCCUCAUCUGCUCCGUCGACGCCGAGCCCUACCAGUUCCGUGGGCUCUACCAAUUCCAUGGGCUCUACCCAUUCCGUGGGCUCUACCCAUUCCGUGGGCUCUACCCCAGCCAGCGAUGCAUCUUCAUCGCAGACGACUCACUCGGCUCCCCCGUCUUCUGGACAGAGUUCGCCCAUAUCUACACCUCCGGGAUCUUCUACAAGUGGAAGCUCUGGUGUUCAGAGACCUGGAACUUCCACCGGAGGAGAGACGUACUCGCCCACUACCACCCACCGCACUGCUGUUGGUACUACCGGCGGCAGCGGGAGCAGUUCCAGUAGGCUCAGCAACACUGUCGUCGAAAGCAGUCUUGGCUUCCCCUCCGCCUCCGCCUCCACCUCCGCAUCUGCAUCUACCUCCGCCCCUGCCUCUGCCUCCGCCCCUGCCUCCGCCUCUGCCUCUGGCCCGAGCUCGAAGAUUGGCCAUGGUAGUGGUACAAACCCAGGCUCGAGCGAAAGCACCAGCAAUGCCAAUGCUGGCAACGGCGGAGGCGGUCAACCCGGCGCCACGACAGAAGGUGCACCUGGAAAUCCCCCAACAUCGACGCCUCCGGUCGUUACAGCCGCUGCCUCUCAUCUUUCCAGUCUCUUCUACUCUGCUGGAGCAAUUCUUGUUUCAUCAGUACUGAUCAUGAUGUUUUAA
Metarhizium brunneum ARSEF 3297 is the source of this 2577-nucleotide messenger RNA. The record is from RefSeq and is a predicted model, not a curated record. NCBI's taxonomy places the organism in Eukaryota, Fungi, Ascomycota, Sordariomycetes, Hypocreales, Clavicipitaceae.